AAAUUUAUAAUGAGAAAACGUUAAUUUAUAAUGACAUCGGGUUUACUGCUUUGAGGUUUUGAACUUUAAUUAUUUGAAUUUCAUCUAAUUGUGAAAGUAGGCGUCUCACUCGUAGUUUUUUCAUUGCGCCCAAUGAAACGUAACUACAUACAUAUAGACAUUUGUACGUAAAAAUGCAGUUUCAAGACGAUUGUGCGAUUUGUCUUACAAAUAUGAAGUAUAGCAGUGUUUCGCGUAUAUUAAACUGCAAACAUUUAUUCCAUUCAAAGUGUAUUGCACCAAUUGUAUCGCGGAAUGAGACGUGCCCGAUAUGCAGAAAUAAUAUUGUUGGAACACAGAUUUGUGAGAGGAAAAUUUAUAAAAAAAUACCGA
Rhagoletis zephyria (snowberry fruit fly) is the source of this 372-nucleotide messenger RNA. Its product is annotated as E3 ubiquitin-protein ligase RNF130-like. NCBI's taxonomy places the organism in Eukaryota, Metazoa, Arthropoda, Insecta, Diptera, Tephritidae. Gene Ontology annotation, cellular component: nucleus. Gene Ontology annotation, molecular function: ubiquitin protein ligase activity. Gene Ontology annotation, biological process: ubiquitin-dependent protein catabolic process. The record is from RefSeq and is a predicted model, not a curated record.